AUGAACAAAGCUGAAGCCCCCGUUAUCACGUGCCAAAUCUUGGUGAUUCUGUUUGAUGUUCAACAAUUUGGGACUGAUAAAGUGGGCUUCGCCUUCGCUCCGAUCAUCUUGUUGUGGUUCGCCUUCAUCAGUGGCAUUGGUGUCUACAACUUAAUCACACAUGGCGUCAUUGUGUUACGUGCUUUCAAUCUAGAUUUGCUUGCUCACCACCAGUUUCUUUGUAGGAUCCCUUUAUUUUUAUUCUUGAACUUCAUUCAAAGCUCAUUGCUUUGGUAG
Molecule: messenger RNA, 276 nt
Organism: Prunus armeniaca (apricot)
Lineage: Eukaryota; Viridiplantae; Streptophyta; Magnoliopsida; Rosales; Rosaceae
Source: the annotation of a GenBank genome assembly